CGACGAAUUCCCCCGUGUUAUUGCUCACAAAUCAUCCUCAUUAUCAUCCACGAUGGCCACGACUCACAACUUCGUUGGUGACAAGCUCAUCGAUGAGCUCCCGCAGGAGAGCAAGCAGAAGUUGAACGACGACAAGUUGACGGAGACCGAGGCCCAGCGGGUGCAGGGCUCGACGCAGGAGCCUGGCGCCAACAAGCGGGCUGGUGUUGCAACGAGGGAUCCCGCAGAAUUCGACACUAAGGGUCGAGGAGCACACGGCGACACUAAGCCGGUCCAGGAUCCCGUGCUAUAGAUGACUGUAUCUCUGUGAUUGGAUUGCUCUCCAGAGAUCAUUGGUCGAUCGGGGGUUUGUCAGCAGAUGUAUCACGCAAAGCACAAUGUAUCAUUAUACGCCAUACGCACCGAAUUAAUAUUGCAUAAUACCCCGUCG
This is a messenger RNA of Gloeophyllum trabeum ATCC 11539, 430 nucleotides long. RefSeq lists its product as uncharacterized. The record is from RefSeq and is a predicted model, not a curated record. The transcript is spliced from 3 exons. NCBI's taxonomy places the organism in Eukaryota, Fungi, Basidiomycota, Agaricomycetes, Gloeophyllales, Gloeophyllaceae. The coding region runs from base 53 to 292 and encodes 79 amino acids.